UUUUUUAAUGAAAAGCAACAUUUACAAAAAUAGUAAAUGAUUAAUACUUUAUUCGUUGUGUACAUUUUAUGACUUUAUUUUCAGAUAACGUACAUGGACAAAUCUGCACAUGUACAUAUGCUGAAGCCUGAGCAGCACCACACGUUUAAGCAUAUGUACAUCAUUCAUGAUCAGAGAGCAGCCCAUCUUCAGCACCAGAGCGCACGUCUUCCAGAUCGACCCAAACACCAAGAAGAACUGGGUUCCCACGAGCAAACACGCCGUCACCGUGUCCUACUUCUACGACAGCACACGCAACGUCUACCGCAUCAUCAGCCUCGACGGGUCAAAGGCCAUCAUCAACAGCACCAUCACGCCGAACAUGACCUUCACCAAAACCUCACACAAGUUCGGUCAGUGGGCGGACAGCCGGGCGAACACCGUCUACGGCCUGGGCUUCUCCUCCGAGGCUCAUCUCAGUAAAUUUGCCGAGAAGUUCGCGGAGUUCAAAGAAGCGGCGCGGUUAGCGAAAGAGAAGUCUCAGGAGAAGAUGGAGUUAACCAGCACACCCUCGCAGGAAUCAGCAACGGGCGACCUUCAGUCUCCUGUGACUCCAGAGAGCAUCAACGGCACGGACGAGAGAGUGACCCCCGACACAGAGAGAGAGAACCGAGCAGAGACCAACGCUGUACCCUUCCCUCACAGCUCCACGUCCAUCACCAAACACUGGGAGGCUGAGCUAGCGGCUCUGAAGGGGAACAACGCUAAGCUAACGGCGGCGCUGCUGGAGUCUACGGCUAACGUCAAGCAGUGGAAGCAGCAGCUAGCGGCGUACCAGGACGAGGCCGAGCGCCUGCACAAACGGGUGACAGAGCUGGAGUGUGUGAGCGGACAGACCGCCGGCGUCAAAACACAGAAGACAGAGCUGAACCAGACCAUCGAGGAGCUGGAGGCCGAGCUGAAGGCCAAAGAAGAGGAACUGGAGAAGCUGAAAGAGGAAGUGGAGAAGGCUAGCCAGCUGCAAACACAGAGAGACCUGCUCUCACAGAAACUACAGGACACGGAGCUGAGGAACGCAGAGCUGGAGUGUCAGCUGCUGGAUCUAGAACAGCGUCUGGAGAACCAACUUCAGGAAGAGCCUCUGCUAGAGCUCCUCGACAGCUUCAGGAAGAGCCUGCGCUGAAAACUGAUGGAGAACCUCAGCUAGAGAAAGAUCUUCCAGCUCACAGAGCUACGAGACAGUCUGAGCAAACUGAUGGAGAACGAGAGCAGCUAGAGACACACACACACACACUCACACACAGAGCUACGAGACAGUCUGAGAAAACUGAUGGAGAACGACUGCAGCUAGAGACACACACUCACACACACACACACACUCACACACAGAGCUACGAGACAGUCUGAGCAAACUGAUGGAGAACGAGAGCAGCUAGAGACACACACACACACACUCACACACAGAGCUACGAGACAGUCUGAGCAAACUGAUGGAGAACGACAGCAGCUAGAGACACACACACACACACACACUCACACACAGAGCUACGAGACAGUCUGAGAAAACUGAUGGAGAACGACUGCAGCUAGAGACACACACUCACACACACACACACACACUCACACACAGAGCUACGAGACAGUCUGAGCAAACUGAUGGAGAACGACAGCAGCUAGUCACACACACACACUCUCACACACACACACUCACACAAACAGACAUACACACACACACACUCACACAAACAGACACACACACACACACACACAGAGCUACGAGACAGUCUGAGCAAACUGAUGGAGAAUGACAGCAGCUAGUCACACACACACACUCUCACACACACACACUCACACAAACAGACAUACACACACACACACACUCACACAAACAGACACACACACACACACAGAGCUACGAGACAGUCUGAGCAAACUGAUGGAGAAUGACAGCAGCUAGACACACACACACACACACACACUCUCACACACACACAUACACACUCACACACACACACACACACAGAGCUACAAGACAGUCUGAGCAAACUGAUGGAGAACGACAGCAGCUAGAGACACACACACACACACUCACACAGACUGUGCUGCAGGAGUGUGAUCUGUGCUCUGACUCUUCUUUAAAAGUGUCCCGAACUGAACUGAACUGAACUGAACUGAACUAAACUGAAGUGAACUGAACUGAACUGAAGUGAACUGAAGCUCCAACUGUGUUUAUCUUCCACUCUUGAACUUCCACUAAAAUCUGAGCAAUACGAGAGAGAACGGAAUCAGGUAUCUCACGUCACACACACACCUGCGAGGACGCUUCGGUCGCAGCGUUCCUUUCCGAACUCUUUUUAAACACACACACACACACACACACACACUAGGGGUUCGGAUCACACACUUUCCUGGGAUUUUGUUUUUGCUCUUUAUGAAGAGCAACGGUUUACUUCCAGCUUAUGAUUUCUGGUUAUUUAUUGUAUUAAAAAAAACAUAAAAACCCUAAAUGAUAUCUAUAUAUUCUAAUCACAGUGGCUGCAUUACGUAGUUAUGUCAAGUAUAAAGAUGUUUGUUUUCAUUUCUCUUCUUUUUUUUAUCAUUAUUUGCAAUGUGGAAAUAUGGAUGUUUUUUUUAAUGUGGAGAUAAACUGGCAAUAUUUUUGAACUGUUAAGUGUUUAAAAGGGAAACCACGUCAUCAAACAGGAGCUGAUUUAGCAGAGAGAGCGUUUUCUUUGUUCUUCGCUGCUGAGGAGCUUCAGCGGCGGUGAAUCUCGUCCUUCUGAUCGCCGUGAUCUUCACUCUGAACUUCAAGGGCUCGCAGCAGAUAGAUGUGCUAGUUUUUGACACACCGGAUGGCUUUAUUAUCUUUGAUUUUGAAACGUUUGAAUAAUAAUUGAGAAUAUUGAUUAUUCCACACACUUACACACAAUUGUAAUUCUGAGUUUAUAGUAAAAUUAAAGAGGAAAAAAAA
Messenger RNA from Puntigrus tetrazona (Sumatra barb), 2950 nucleotides. It is a transcript of the gene homer1, whose product is annotated as homer protein homolog 1. Lineage: Eukaryota; Metazoa; Chordata; Actinopteri; Cypriniformes; Cyprinidae. Gene Ontology annotation, cellular component: dendrite; cytoplasm; postsynaptic density. Gene Ontology annotation, biological process: G protein-coupled glutamate receptor signaling pathway; regulation of store-operated calcium entry. Gene Ontology annotation, molecular function: G protein-coupled glutamate receptor binding. The record is from RefSeq and is a predicted model, not a curated record.